Trematosphaeria pertusa is the source of this 1228-nucleotide messenger RNA. RefSeq lists its product as uncharacterized. NCBI's taxonomy places the organism in Eukaryota, Fungi, Ascomycota, Dothideomycetes, Pleosporales, Trematosphaeriaceae. The record is from RefSeq and is a predicted model, not a curated record. The coding region runs from base 149 to 1165 and encodes 338 amino acids. The transcript is spliced from 2 exons.
GAAUUUCAUGGAAAGAGACUAGAUCCUUUAUAGGUAACUUCAGAGCAAGUUGCUGACCAGUCAAUGUAGUUCCGAUUCGAGUCUCGACCUAGACCCCGCAUUGGCCAGCUUUUCGUUUGCAAAUCCUUCAGGUCAUACGAAAACAUCGAUGUUCAAUGUCCUUCCUGAGAAAGAUGUAUUCCCCAGUUUUCAAUGGGACUCUCCAAUGGCAACAGAACCAGUACCCGGUGCCCUGACGACUAGUACGCGUAGAUACGGCACCGCUCACUUCAUGAGCUCCGACACUAGUACUAAAGCCAGCGACUUCGCUUCAGAUGACUGGCUACUUUGGAAUCCAGGACCGCCUGGUGCUACACCUCCGCUUGUCAAGCACAGUAUGGAAACGCUCUUACGGGUUAUCAGGACAUACCCGAAAAUGCUGGCGAAGGGGUUUCAGACGCCACCAAUAUUACACUUCACACAUACGAGUCCCGAGAGCAUACUGUGGCCCAUGGCGAAUUGCCUUAGCAUUUCGAAAAUGUGGGCAGACCAGAGCGACGGCGCCACUGACAUCAUCCGACGGACAAUAGUCCAAGAGAUGAGAUCCAUUUUCGAGCAGUACCGAUCACUGGACGAAAAGCAUCUUCUAGCGGCGCUUCAGGCUUUGACCAUGUAUACAGUCAUAUUGAUGUUUCCGGGUAGAGGCCAGCUCUCUGUCUCGCUGGUUGACCCGGCCAUCUUUCUCUGUCUGCAAAGAGUGGUGAACUACGUCUCGAAGACGGGUCUCUUGCUUACAGAAGAGAGGGAUUGUAAGCGGCCAUCAUGGGAGUCCUGGAUCCACGUCACCGCGAAACGUCGGGCAGUUUUUACGCUGUAUCUCCUCCACUGGUCCUACUCAGUUUAUCACGGUCUCCAAUCCUUCGCCUGUAGUCAGCUGGGAUUUUUGCCAGCACCAGCUCCCAAGUUCUUGUGGCAAGCAGAGAACAAGGACAAGUGGGAACAUCUCUACUAUCAAUGGCUCGUGCAAUGGGGCGAGUUUCCGUACAUGAUGCACGAAUUCGCAGCAAUUCUCCCGGGCACGGCUUUGGAACCACGAACGGAGAAGUGGCUGGAAGAUGCGGAUGAGCUGGGAGUCCUCUUCUUCUCAAUAGGUACAACAGUCCACCCGUGCGUACAAUGGUGGUAAGUGCGCUUACCACAGGUAGUCAACGCGACGGAUCGAGGGAGUCCUGUGUACGAUCACGGCAAC